GGGACGCUCCUGUGCGCGUGAAUGGAAGGUGACAGGAUACAAUGAAAACCUAACAUUUAGACUUUAAUGACUUAUUCUUCACUGAAUCCCGCGAACGGCUCACCUGACGGCUGACGUCUGACAGGACUGUGGCGAGGAGGAGGGUCACCAUGCUUACUGUGUGGGGACCCGUGAGGUCCAGUGUCCUGCACCUCCCUGUACGUCGAGCCUGCUCAGGUGUGAUCCACAGGAGGCCACCUGCACCUGGUCUCACCUACGCAGCACCACCACCUUUAGUCGGCCUCCACAGGUCUGGAGGACGCAGAUGCCUAUCGUGUGUUAAGACUCUGCCAGGUGUCGGGACUCUUUCAGGUGUCGGGACUCUUUCAGGUCUCGGGACUCUUUCAGGUGUUGGGACUCUUUCAGGUGUCAGGUGUCUGUCAGGAGUCGGUGGCAGCAGCAACAGCAACAGUGGUGGGGAUGUUGCAGGUGUUGCAGGUGUUCCAGGUGUUGCAGGUGCAGACGGAUGGUACAGCAGCCUCUCAGACUCGGCUCCGGUUCACCUGUGUGAACACUUCCUGGUGAGCGUCCAGCAGGCGAGCGGGUUGCCGUGGUGGCUGAGUAUCGUCGUGGCGACACUGUCGGUCAGGACGCUCAUCACUCUGCCGCUCGCUGCCUACCAGCUGGUCAUCAUCUCCAAGGUGGAGGCGCUGCAGGUGGAGAUCUCUGACCUGGCGAAGAGGCUGCGAUAUGAAGUUUCGGUGCGAGCGAGAGAGAGAGGCUGGACGGAAAAACAGAGCCGGUUCCAGUUCCAGAAGAAUCUGCGCCGACUCAUCUCUGAGCUCUACAUCAGGGACAACUGUCACCCCUUCAAAGCCAGUGUGCUGGUUUGGGUCCAGCUGCCGCUCUGGGUCAGUCUGUCUCUGGCCCUCCGAAACCUGAGCCUGGAUCAGUCAGCCCGGCAGGCUGAGCUGGCAGUGGGAGGCGCUCUGUGGUUCCCGGACCUCACCGCGCCGGACUCCACCUGGAUCAUCCCCAUCUGUCUGGGACUCACCAACCUGCUGGUCGUAGAGGUGUUUUCUCUGCAGAGAGUCGCCACGUCCAGGUUCCAUCGGCUGGUCCUGAACUCCAUCAGAGGGUUCUCGGUGCUGAUGAUCCCCAUCGCUGCUACGGUUCCCUCGUCCAUGGCUCUGUACUGGUUCACCUCCAGUUUGGUGGGAUUCAGUCACAACCUCCUCCUUCGCUCUCCUGCGAUCCACAAAAUCCUGCGACUCCAGACUCAGCGCUCAGAAUCUCCGUACAGAGACCUGCUGUCUGCCUUCAUCGCCAAAUACCGCAAAUAAAUACCCCGAGUCCUGCAUCAGACACUUGAGCUGAAGGUUCUCAGCUCUGAGUGAACCAACGACAGCAAACUGAUUCAUACAGAAGUCAGGAUUCAAACCGAUGAGGAGGAGGUUUUAUCAAAUUAAUCUUCAAUGGCUCAUUUCCUUCCUCUCAGAAGCUGUGAGACUUUAACAAACACCACAGGAUGCAGCAGUGAGCUUUCGGUAGACCCGCCCUGGGUUUUGGCUCUCAGGUGGAGCCCGUCUGAGCUUCUGUGCAGGUUUUUGUGGCCUGUGUGAAGCCUGAAGAAAACCUGCAAACAUUACUCAGUGGAAAGCAUCAAGACUGAUUUAAAUGUAUGUCAUGUGGGGAAAUGAAGCAAUCAUCGUAAAUCCUGCGACGAUGGAAACAUGAAAGCCAAGUUAACAGACCUGAGUGUCAUACUGGCCAUCAGUCAUGUGCUGCUGCUGUUCAGUAAUCGUGUGGAAAUAAGAAAGAUGUUUUAUUUGUGUGUGAGUUCAGAAAUAAACAAGAUUUAAUUUAAGGAAAUGAUUUCAUGUUCGGCGAUCACACUUGAACUCGU
Stegastes partitus (bicolor damselfish) is the source of this 1885-nucleotide messenger RNA. RefSeq names its product mitochondrial inner membrane protein COX18-like. NCBI's taxonomy places the organism in Eukaryota, Metazoa, Chordata, Actinopteri, Pomacentridae. Bases 150 to 1322 code for a protein of 390 amino acids. Gene Ontology annotation, molecular function: membrane insertase activity. The record is from RefSeq and is a predicted model, not a curated record. Gene Ontology annotation, biological process: protein insertion into mitochondrial inner membrane from matrix; mitochondrial respiratory chain complex IV assembly. Gene Ontology annotation, cellular component: mitochondrial inner membrane. The transcript is spliced from 7 exons.